AUGGCAAAGCGACAGUUUGGAACCACGGAUGAAGUGUUUGCGCAAAGAGAUGAAUGGGAAGGAAGGGAUUGCCAGAAAAAAUAUGUUCGGGUCAUCCAGGACAUGUAUGAAGGGGCAAGAACUCCGGUGAGAACCAGUGUCGGCACAACAGGAUGGGUCUCAGUUAGUGUUGACCUAUAUCAGGGGUCCUCUGUAAGUCCUAAUCUGUUCGACUUCAUUAUGGAUGUAUUGGCGAAAGGGGUUAAGGUACAGACUCCUUGGUGCAUGAAGUUUGAUGAUGACGUUUUUAUUGCCAAUACCAGUAAAGAGGAGAUCGAGCGUAAAUUAGAUCAAUGGAAAAGGGUUUCAGAGGAUAGAGGCUUAAAAUCAGCAUGA
Molecule: messenger RNA, 375 nt
Organism: Penaeus vannamei (Pacific white shrimp)
Lineage: Eukaryota; Metazoa; Arthropoda; Malacostraca; Decapoda; Penaeidae
Source: RefSeq, a predicted model, not a curated record